Messenger RNA from Exophiala mesophila, 3255 nucleotides. RefSeq lists its product as uncharacterized. The record is from RefSeq and is a predicted model, not a curated record. The coding region runs from base 2710 to 3255 and encodes 181 amino acids. Lineage: Eukaryota; Fungi; Ascomycota; Eurotiomycetes; Chaetothyriales; Herpotrichiellaceae. The transcript has a single exon.
UUUGCUGGAAAGUACCUCGUGGCCGUGUGAGCUGCUCAGAACUUUGAGAGGGUUGGACAGCAACAUACCACGGUGCCGCAGAUCCGCUCAUUGCGCUUGCAUGCAAUUUCAGUCAUCUUUGCAUACUCCAACGAACAAAGGAAAUAGCAAAUGCACACUUACAUCUCCCACAGACGAAUCCUUUUCCGCCCAUCUUGCGACCGGAUAAUGCGAUAUCCUGCCCAUCCGUCAGAAAUCGCUCUCACGUUGCCAGUUCGGGUUUUAAAGUACCACAGUCCUGCGGCCUCGGUCCCGCUCCAUUAUAGUUGGUGAAGAGGCAAGGGUCUGUUCCCAGAACUGUGGUCACCGGUAUUCCCACUUUCGCCCCGAUAGCGGUUGCAUACGAGUAAUCCAGGAUGCUCAUGUCGUUGCCGAAAACUCCCUUCAGCGCACCUUCCAAAUUAUGAGCUGGGUACAGACCGUCGGCCCAAUACGACACAAGAAACCAGAGAAUAUGCGACAGGAUCGGAAUGCGGGAGACGAUGGGUAUGUGAGAAAUCCAACGGGGCUUGAAUGCCCUUCUUGCGAAAGAUUCGAACACAUUUGCGCAAUCAUCGACUGGCCAUCCAUUGAUGAACAAGGCCAGGAUGAUAAGCCCCCCUAACAAGCUUCAGCGUUGGUCAUUCAUCGAAUCAAGCAUACUUACCGGAACUGGUGCCGAAUCCAACGUCGAAGUAAUCCUGAACGGGGAUCUGUAGGCCGAUCCUGUCCUGCAGUAUUUGUAAAAAUGGUAGUGGUAUAGCCCCCUUGAUACCACCUCCGUCGAUGGUUAAUACGUUGACCCCGGCGGUAUCGGGCUUUAUUUUUACCGUCACGUCUCGAAGCGCCAUGUCGCAGAGGAAACAGCGCCGAAUGCUGAACGCCCACCGAUCAUUCUUAUCCGGCGUCCCGAAAAUUCGUACACAAUUUUCGCAGACCCCGUGUCCGCACGGCAGAUUAGUUUCCAGCAGGCGACGCAAACAUACAAAACAGAGGUCGUCACUCAGCAGCCGCUUCCAGCGAUUCUUAAACCUCUGGAGAUUAUUACGGUGUACCAUCAUGGAUGGCGUGCCGGUGCCGCGUAUGAGGUCAUUAAAGCAUUUCUCCAGCUCCUCCGAGACGAUUUUGACGAAGCUAGACGGGAGGACAAAGUUUGUCGAACCGUCGUGGACUAGCACACCAGUUCUGGCCACCUGGUAGCAUGCGUCAUUGUAUAGGGUGUGAAAUACAUCUCCGGGGUUGAACGCCAUGGGGCCGUUAGACUGAUCCCGCCAAACGCAGAAAGGAGGGCCGACUUACCGUGCAUGCCGGGAGGGUAGUGAUCCAGCAGGAGGCUCGAUGCGAUCAUUGGCACCGCGAAGUCCGUCAACUCUUCGGGCGAUUUGAUGUGCUUCAGGAAGUUGGACAGGUGCAUGUCUAGGUCGGGCGAGACAGGAUUUUGCAAACGCGACGCUUUGACGAAAUCGAACGGCUCCCUUGUGGUUCUGCCAAAGUGGUCACUCGCAUAUUUGAAGAAUGCGGCCAAAUGUCUCGCAGAGAAGAGCAUUCUUGCCUCUAGCUUGUGCCUUCGACCUUGAUCCAGUACCCGGACCAAGUAUUCCUCCAGCCGCCGGUAGCAGUGCCCUCCGUGGGGCACGGUUACCACUUCGAGAGCCGAUAACCUCUCUGCGGGAUUUUUGGUGGUCUCUUCUCUGAGCGCUCCCAGAAGGACCUCACUGGCCUCCUUGUCGAUUUCCGCUCCGGAGUCUGUGGCCUCCAUCACCACGACCACCCGUGGAUAUGUUGUCUUCGGUAGUGUCGACGGCUUGCCAUGCUCGAGCCACGAUGCGAGUCGACGUACCACGGGACCAAACCCGCCGACGUCGGUGGAAAAGAAGCAAAAGACAUCGGCAAAGGCGCCCAGGAGACGGGAAUAGAGAUGAUCAGCGGCAUCUUCUAAAGCCAGAUCUCGGACCCCUGCCCGGAUGCGAGGAAGCAUCAGCUGUCUUGUCUCGUGGCAUUGGGCCGAGGACCUUUUUUUUAAGUCCCGGUACGGAAGGUCGCCAUCUGCUAGAAGCACGGGGACGUCCCGGAACACAUCGCGAUUUCCCCGUUGGAGAUGUACUCCGCCGCCACGUUUCCGUCUGCCUGCCGACUUCGGCCUGUUCUCCUCUCCACCGAGGGAUCGAAGGGCUGACAAUUUGGCGGUAUGGCCGAUGAAAACCAACAGGCUGGGCUGCUGAAGGUCAGGGCUGGGAAAUUCGUCGAUAAGCGUUUGAAGCCGGUCCGAGAUGAACAAGAUGACUUCGUUUCGUUCGAUGCGGAGGUUGAGCCAAUCGCUGUGAUGACAGCGUGCCAUCAUGAAAGCCGAAAUGCUACUGUGAGUCCCAGUAUUGAGAUUGUGAGGUGCACAAGAGAAGAUACUUUUAACACAUCACGGCUAACCGUCGUCCUGUGAGGAGAGCUCAAUCCAGACCCUGGAACAGCGAGCGAGGAAAAGGAAACAGACAGAAGGAAGAGACUCGAACAGGCUCCAAACGCCGCCCUUCGAGAUCCAAUUUUGAACAAGCCAUGAAUCUGGUUUCCGUUUUGGGCUCCUCACAAGAUACCACUAGGUUGACUGGCGUUCCCCGUCUAUUUCUUCUCGAUAUGCAAGCUGAAUCGACGCUCUUUUGGCGACUGCGCAGGUGAACAUAGUGCAGAGCGCUGAUCAUGGUCAUUGCUGGCAUUUCGAAGGGGCAAGACAGACAAGUACUCAGCAGGAUGCCUUCCAGAAACCAACCUCGUCAUACGAAUCGACAACCUGUCGAGCUUGAAGAUCCGAGAUCUACCCCCAAUCUGAAGAGAUACUCCGAGCUACCCACGUUCAGACACAGAUGUGCCCUCUGCCGCAAGCUUCGGUCUUCGGCUUACCAGAGAGAUCAUCCCAUCGCUCCGGGAGAACAACCGACCCCGGGGGUCUGUUCACGACCUGAAUGCAGCGCCCAGAAACGAGCUUGGUCUCUAUCGACGAAGCCUCCACCGGUGAUGGUCCUGGAAGUGCACUGUUACAUCUACGAGAACCCUUUCCCCGAUAACUCCACUGAGGCUCCUCUCACGGUCGAGCUCCCUGCGGCAGAGCAGGGCCGACGAAAGGAGCUACUUCGUGGUGAUUAUGAGAUGUCGGCCUGGACGCAAAAGAACCCCAACCUAUAUGAAGAUAAGCAACAAGCUCCAUGGGUCAGUCGUAUGACCAAACCAACUUUUGUACCUCGCUAA